This is a messenger RNA of Fonsecaea pedrosoi CBS 271.37, 1833 nucleotides long. RefSeq lists its product as uncharacterized. Gene Ontology annotation, cellular component: nucleus. Gene Ontology annotation, biological process: positive regulation of transcription by RNA polymerase II. The transcript has 3 exons. The record is from RefSeq and is a predicted model, not a curated record. Lineage: Eukaryota; Fungi; Ascomycota; Eurotiomycetes; Chaetothyriales; Herpotrichiellaceae. Bases 1 to 1833 code for a protein of 610 amino acids.
AUGGCUGACCUGGGGGAGACCAACACGCCCACUCCCAAUCCUACUGCUCCUCAGGAGGUGGUUCAGCAACAAGGUCAACUCCAGCAACCACCGUUGGCCUCAAAUCAGCCUGCGCCAAGUGUCAACGCUGCCGGUGAAAACCUGCAGUGCCAGUGGCAAGGAUGCGGCGAGCGCUGCCCUUCAGCUGAAUUGCUCUACGAGCACGUCUGCGAACGCCAUGUUGGUCGCAAGUCGACCAACAAUCUCAACUUGACCUGCGCCUGGGGUCAGUGCCGUACCACCACGGUCAAACGCGACCACAUCACCUCCCACAUUCGCGUCCAUGUGCCCUUGAAACCUCACAAGUGCGAGUUCUGCGGCAAGGCCUUCAAACGUCCCCAGGAUCUCAAGAAACAUGUCAAGACCCAUGCCGAUGACAGUGUCAUCAUGCGCUCUCCCAACAUGGAGCCCGGCGGUGGGCAGCGUCAAAACCAAAAUGGCCUGGGACAAGGUGGGCAUUACGGCGCCUCAUACUAUGGUCGCGGUCUGACGGGACAAGUGCCUCCAAACUACUAUGCCCCUGCCAUGCCGGGCCCGCAAGACUACACUGGCCAGCAUCACCCCAAUCAGUAUUACCAGCCUCACCCUCAAGCCGGACAACACCCAGGCUAUGGCCCAGUGACAUACUAUAGCACUGCCCCUGCAACCACCUACGACUACGAAGCCCGCAAGCGCGGCUAUGAUGCUCUUGAUCACUUCUUUGGCCAGGUUAAGCGCAGAGAGGUCGACCCGAUCAAUUUCCACAAUGUCAGCCGCCGUCUAUUUGAGCUCCAAGGUCUUCAGCUGCCACAAAUUAUCCCCGCCGCGAUCCCGACUCCCGCUUAUCAACCGGUGUCCGUUGGUGGUGGCUAUGGACAAGAGGAUCCUAUCCAGGCCUACAGCUUGCCGCCAAUGGGCAACGCGAAGACGAGGGAGGACUUGACUUCUAUCGACCAAAUCCUCGAGCAGAUGCAAGCCACCAUCUACGAAAACGAUGCUCAUCUCACAGCAGGUGUCGCUCCAGCCGGUUCCGGGUAUGUGACGUACGCCCGCUCGAGCAACAGCCCUCCGACCUCGUCCCAUCUCCCAUCAGCUGCUGCUCCUGCUAGCGCCACCUCGUUGCUCCAGCACGGUCACCAAGAUAGCAUUGCGAGCGCCACGGAUGCCAGCACACCAGGUCUUACUCCUCCGUCGUCAGCACAGAGCUACACGUCCGGCCAGAGCCCCCUACCAGGCCACGCCGCACCAACCAGCAGUGCCAUGUACCCGACCCUGCCCGCUAGCGCGAGUGAUAUGGCGUACGCGGCUGCCAAUGCCGCGACACUCAGUGGUCUCUACGAGAGUGAUGACCGUCGUCGCUGGGAUGGUGGCCGACUGCAACGUGCUGCGCCUGGUAUGGUCAAGGACGAAAUGGAUAUUGGAAGCGACGGCUCCGUCACUCCUCCAGCUUCUUCUGCCAACAAAGAUCCCUCCAACAGCAAGACAAAAGUCUCGCCACAGGAUAGUGUUAUUGAUCCUGCCCUCGCGAGUGUUGAAGGGUCCGAGACACCCAAGAGUGGCGAGUCCAAAGACAGUCCUGAUCAGACUGAGAUGUGGGUGCAAAACAUGCGUCUGAUUGAAUGGAUGCGCGAGUUCAUCAAGAAGAAGCUCCAGAGCGGCGACUAUGAAGACGGCCAAGGCGCGGACAAGGAUGUUGCGCGCAAGGACUUGACCGAGCAUCACGACGCCGACAUGACUGGCACAGAGGAACACAAAGAACAAUCCGAGGAAGAACAGCUUUACCCCGUGCUGCGGCACGUGGAAGAAGCGGCCUAA